UAUGCUUAGUACCAGCAUGUCCUGCUAUAUGCUUCUUGUACUUGGGACGACCUGACCGUCUUUGUGACCGGUUCUCUGUAAACAACCCAGCUUUCCUGCACUGAGCCGCCCACAUGAUGGACUUCCUGCAGGAGAAUGCGGCCACUCAGCACAUUCUGAAGACCCUUGUGAUAACCGAAUACGUUUUCCAGCACAGCUCUACAGGAUGAGGCUACAACAGCACCACGUGGUCAGAGGGAACAGGAGACACGGCUCUGGAUAACCCCUUUAAGUUCCGAAGUAAAUUGGCGAUACAGGGCGUCAUCUUUAGCGUUCUAAGUGACUAUCGGAGACAUUUAUCAUCGUUGCUUUGAUCCGUGUAUCCUGUGGAUUACUUUAGAUUCGGAGGAGUACGGUGACCAAGAAAAUGAUAAGAGACAUAACUCAGUUCAAUGAACAUGGAUGGAAACAGCAGCAUCGUUCAUGAGAGGCUUUAUGAUGAUGAACGGCAGUCAGGCAGAAGGAAGGUUUCUUCUUACACACCCAGAACUGAAUGGAUUCCAUUUGGGCUGCUGGCCCUGCUCUUUGUCCUAAUCCUGACCCUCUUUAUUAUUGUAUUCCAUAAAGCCAAUGAAAACAAGAAACAGUUAAUUACUUUAAAAGAGAUGGAUGAUUUUAGGGGAAAAGUACAUAAACUUUAUAUGGACAUGGACCAGCUGCACACAUCAUUGAAGAAGAAAACUUGUGAGGUCGGGUGGAAACAGUUUGAAGAGAGCUGCUAUUUUCUUACUGUGACUAGAACUUCUUGGUCGAAAACCAGGAGUUUAUGUCUCAAGAAAGAAGCGGACCUAGCCUCAGUCACCAGUGAGCGGGAGCAGAUCUUCCUUAAGACUUACUCUGAUGCCUCCUCAUCCAAACGUUUUUGGAUUGGACUCCAUGAUAUGGAUGAAGAAGGAAGCUGGAUAUGGGUCGAUGGAACAGAUUAUGAAACAUCUUACAAGAGCUGGAAAAAAGGAGAGCCAAAUGAUAUGCUCGGAGAUGAAGAUUGCGCCCACUUGUGGAGCUUUGGAGAGUGGAAUGAUGUUCCCUGUACUUAUGAAGAUGCAUAUGGGAUUUGUGAGAAAAAGCUCUAAGCUCAUCAUAUCUAGAACCCUAAAAAGCUACCUUUAUAAAUGAGGUAGAAUAAUGCCUCCUGUGUCUUCUAUCCCUGCAUAAUCUAUGACUUCCAUUUUAUGUUUCUCAUUAAAGGGGCACUCUGUUGCUCCGUACAGACACCCAGUGUUAUGAACAUUAUGUUUAGAAUGCUGGGUUCAGGCUGCCAUGGUUGGGACGUCACACCUUUUCCCCUCCAUUCAUGUCUAUGACGUGGGUCACGACCAUGGGAGCCCGAACCCAGGGUGUUUGCAGGAAGCUAAUGAGUACCCCUUUAAGUAUAAAGAGCCCUUCUGCAUUUUCUAAAUGUAAUUUGUAAAUGUGUAUAAAGGAAUAAUGUGUUCUUUCCUGGAACCUUCCUUUUUUUUCUCUCAAAGGGAUUUUACAACAAAGAUAUAUAUUGUAGGUCUAAAGUGAUGUAUUACAUGGAAAUAAACAUACAGUGGUCCCUCAACAUACGAUGGUAAUUCGUUCCAAACGAGCCAUCGUUUGUCGAAUCCAUCGUAUGUUGAGGGAUUCGUGCAAUGUAAAGUAUAGGAAGCUGUACUCA
This is a messenger RNA of Hyla sarda, 1681 nucleotides long. Its product is annotated as hepatic lectin-like. The coding region runs from base 432 to 1112 and encodes 226 amino acids. The transcript is spliced from 10 exons. The record is from RefSeq and is a predicted model, not a curated record. NCBI's taxonomy places the organism in Eukaryota, Metazoa, Chordata, Amphibia, Anura, Hylidae.